Molecule: messenger RNA, 2200 nt
Organism: Osmerus eperlanus (European smelt)
Lineage: Eukaryota; Metazoa; Chordata; Actinopteri; Osmeriformes; Osmeridae
Product: syntaxin-2-like
Exons: 11
Coding region: 460-1332 (290 amino acids)
Biological process (GO): intracellular protein transport; synaptic vesicle fusion to presynaptic active zone membrane; exocytosis
Cellular component (GO): SNARE complex; plasma membrane; presynaptic active zone membrane
Molecular function (GO): SNARE binding; SNAP receptor activity
Source: RefSeq, a predicted model, not a curated record
GGGAUGAACACCAGACGAAAAACGUACAACUUCCGCUGUUGUUUUAUUGAUGGCUGACGGUGUUGUGAUACAUGUCAUGGUUUCAGAAGCCAACAACGUUUAAACUGAUAACAAAGUUAAAGAUAACGCAUCAGACAGGUAGUGUCUUUCACUUACGAAAGUAAACAGUGACUCCACACAAAAUGACAGUGAAUGCGUCACUGAACAGACAACAGCCUGGGUGCUCAAUCGAGAGACCAGGUAGGGCACGUGCACGCGUAAAGGCGUUCCCUUUCAUUUUGCCCCUCAGCAGCGGUCUUGAGCUGUGAAGUGCGAGCGCCUCUGGAGUAGUUCGACUUUGCUAAAAUGGAUAAACUAGGGUGCUCCUUCCAAUAAAAUCAUUUACGUCAUUGGAAAAUAGCGUAAUGUCAACUGUAGUUUUGUGGUUUGUAAUUUCUUGAACAAUUUGAGGAGGCCGCAAUGAGGGAUCGCCUGGCAGACCUGACAAUUAAUUACAAUGUGGAGGAUGUCAGCAUCUCGGUUGAAAGUCAUAAUAUUCCCAUGGAUGAAUUCUUCAAAACGGUGGGGGAAGUGAGAUGCCUCGUAGAAAAGAUCUCCUCCCAGUUGGAAGAGGUUGUGAAGAAGCACAGUGCCAUCCUCUCUGCUCCUAAUCCUGAGGAGAAAACCAAAAAUGAGCUGGAGCAGCUGACCAAUCAUAUCAAGGGAAAUGCCAACGCAGUUCGGGCGAAGUUAAAAACCAUUCAGGACAGCCUGCCUGAAGAUGAGAAUGCAAAUACUGCCUCAGUGGACCAGCGCAUCCAGAAGAACCAGCACACAAACCUGACCCGCUGGUUUGUGGACGUCAUGACCAGCUACAACGAGACCCAAGUUUCCUUCAGGGUCAAGUGUAAAGCCCGGAUUCAGAGGCAGCUAGAGAUCACUGGUCGGAUGACCACAGACGAGGAGCUGGAGGAGAUCCUGCACAGUGAGAACCCCGCCAUCUUCACCUCCGAUAUCAUCUCCGACUCUCAGAUCACACGGCAGGCCCUGAGCGAGAUCGAGUCCCGUCAUCAGGACAUCAUCCGCCUGGAGUCCAGCAUCAGGGAGCUGCACGACAUGUUUGUGGACAUGGCCAUGCUGGUGGAGACUCAGGGGGAGAUGAUCAACAACAUUGAGAAGAACGUCACCACCGCCGCAGAGUACGUGGGCUCGGCCAAAGGGGAGACCAAGAAGGCGGUGAGGUACCAGAAGAAGGCGCGCAGGAAGUAUGUCAUAAUUGCCCUAGCUGUGCUGAUCCUGGUCGCCAUAAUCGCGCUUAUCGUUGGUUUGUCUGUGGGCCUGCCUAAAACCUAGUCUCAACCUCACAUGUCGAGCAUGUUGGCCAUACUGUGCCACCGUCACAACACAGCUCUUCCUCUGCAACCAGAAGCGAAGGCCAGAAGAUAGGGGUUGGAAACAUCGUGUGUUCACCUGACACCAUGUUCAACCUUCAACCGAAACGUCGUUAACUGACCCAUACUUUGACUGGAAACGUGUGAGUUUUCUGAUGAGGAAAAAGGUUCAACGUGGGUGCACUUGUGUACACACAAACAUCUCUACUGUGCCUCCAGUCAAGCCCCGUGAUAUAUCUGGUUACAUGGGAAUAUACAGUAUGGCUGUCCUGUAAGUAAGCUGAUGCAUGCUCGCUCUUUCGAAAGGUAUGGAUUCUACGUCGCCUCCAAUACAAUGCAUUGUUUAUUGCUAAUGAAUGUAUGAUGUCUUUUUUCGUUUUGUAGAAAGUCUCCUUGAAAAGGACUUUGUGGUAUUUAUUUAAUCUGUUACAGUUUCGACGGCUGCGAUAAUAAUCUUUUCAUGACAUUGACGACUGAAUUAUUGCAGAGUGAAAAAAAUCAAAGUGCUUUUGCUGAUGCUACUGUACCCGUCUGGCAAUGUGAAUGACCAUGGAUUGAAAUGAAGGCCCUGAAAGCCGUUAUCUCAUAUUGAGAAUCAAGAUACUGACAGUUGAAGGGAGAACAUUGGAAUCAAACCCACUUUAUUUGAAGUGGAGACGCACACACUGGGGUUUUGUUAAAGUGCCUGACAACAAUGGUUACGGUUGCCUAGGAGCAGUAUUUGUAUCUGCAGGGGGUGAGGUCAUUUGUCAAGAGAAUCCAGCUAUAACUGACUAUAUGUAGUGUCUGUCUGUUUGUGACUCGAUUAAUAAUAAACUAUGAUUUAGAUA